AAACUCAUCCAAAAAUAAAAAUGGAUAAUACAAUAUUGGGCCAGUACACUACCAUGUGUUCGUUUCUGAAUAAUGAAUUUCGGUGCCCAAGCCUCAAAUCCAUAAAGAAAGGGAAAGAAAAGCCCAGAAGAAAAGGCGCUUUUGGUUUUGCUGGCUAUUUCUUUGAUUCGAAAACAGCGGCACCCUCUUUCGGCUUCAUUGUUUUCCCGCAACUCUACGAUGCAUCCUAAUCCGUAAAUUCAGUUAUCUACUCCCCAAAAUGAGUUGAAGAAUACUACUAAUGUGGGAGUGGAGAUGGCGAGGAGAUCUCCCAACUUUUUCCUAAGGAAGCACCGAAAAUGGCCGCUUAUUUCCUCUCACAAAACUAAAUGGCGCCAAGCUUUCACCCAAAAUCAACACAUGGUAUCCUUCAAACAACUCGUUGCCCAGCAUAACCCUCUUCAACCUGACUUUGUCCCCUCUCUAUUACGCUCUCUUAGCCUCUACAACCUCCACCAAUCCCCUCAAGCCUAUCAUUUUCUCAUCAAAACCUUGCUCCAUAAUCGACACUUCCACCACAUUCCUUCCCUGCUCCAUCACCUCCAACUCCAACACUUUCAAACGCCCGAGUACAUUUUUACCCACCUCGUCAAAUUCUAUGGCAACGCUAAUAGAAUCCAGGACGCGGUUGAUAUUUUCUACCGAAUACCCCAAUUCAGGUGCUUCCCUUCAGCUUAUUCUCUCAAUGCUUUACUCGCACUUCUUUGUAGAAGCCAACGUGGCCUUAAGCUACUCCCUCAGGUUCUCUUAAACAGUCUGCAUAUGAACAUAAGACUGGAAGAAUCUACUUUCCGUCUACUAGUUUGCACUCUUUGUAGAAUGAAAAAGGUUGCUUAUGCUAUAGAGAUUCUACAACGUAUGUUAGACGAUGGACUUGGUGCCAAUGAUAAAGUUUUCGCUUUUGUGCUGUCAUCAGUUUGUGCUGAGGGUGAUUUGGAUGGUGAAGACGUUAUUGGUUUUUGGAGGGGAUUGCGAAAGCUUGGGUUUUCUCCCGCCAUGGGUGACUAUGAUGGCGUGAUUAGGUUUUUGGUGAAAAAAGGGAGAGGCUUGGAUGCUUGGGAUGUUCUAAAUCAAAUGAAAUCCGAUGGAAUAAAGCCUGGUAUUAUAUCUUACACUAUGGUCUUAAAUGGGUUAACUGCUGAAGGAGAUUACGUAUUGGCAGAUGAGCUGUUUGAUGAAUUGCUUACGUUGGGUUUGGUUCCAAAUGUUUAUACUUAUAAAGCCUAUGUAGAUGCUUUAUGCAAGCAAAAUAAAGUUGAAGAGGGUAUCAAGAUGGUAGCCUGUAUGGAGGAGUUAGGGUGCAAACCUAAUGUUCUCAUUUAUAAUACGUUAUUGAGGACAAUUUCUAAGGCUGGUGAGAUAAGUAGAGCUAGGGAGCUUGUUAAAGAGAUGAAAUAUAAGGGCAUUGAAAUGAAUUGGGUUUCAUAUACGAUAAUAAUUGAUGGUUUGGUAAGUAAUGGUGAAAUUCUUGAAGCAUGUGCUUUGGUGGAGGAAGUGUUGCACAAGUGUAUUUUCAUCAAGAGUUUGACAUUUGAUGAGGUAAUCUGUGGCCUAUGCCAAAGAGGAUUAGUUUGCAAGGCACUGGAAUUGCUUGGGAAAAUGGUUGAAAGGAGUAUUUCUCCCGGGGCUAGGGUUUGGGAAGCACUUCUUCUUAGCUCUGGACCCAAAUUUCAUUUGGUAAAUCCACUUUAAAUAAUGUUGCAAGUUAGAGAGGUCUACCAACCUUGUGUUUUCGGAAUCAAAGACCAUUUCUUAGACUUCUCACUUUUGUUCCUUAAAGAAGGGUGAGAGUGAGAAAGACUUGCAGUAGACGCAAAGAGAGACGAGCAAAACAAAAUUCUUAGUGGUUCAUAGUUGGUUCUGGUAGAGAUGUAUCUUUUGACUUUAAAACAUAGAAACAGAGAAGUAAACAAAAGAUUAAGUGGAAGAAAAUGGCCGCUGUCCCAGAUUCCUAGUAGAUGGGCAUACAGCAGAUAACAAGUGGAGUAUAAAUGAACCUCAGGUUUGAACUAAGGAGUUUAGCUUUGCUAAUUUCUGUUUUCAUUUCAGGAUUAAUUUUUCAAGUCGGAACAUUUUAUGUAAUGUAAUUUUUUGCAAUUGCUUUUCUUGGUUUGUUAUCUGAAACUAAACAUGUAUUAGAUGGAAUAUGGCUGUGAAGUAAACACCUGGGUUGAUAUGUGGCCAUUCUCUUUUGACAAGUGAUUAUAAUUUUUACAUUUGUCUGGUUGACUAAGAAAAAAUACCAUCUAAUCGUGAAAAUGAAAAGAUGGGAGUGGGUCGGAGAAAACAAGAUUCUGGUGAGUUGUGCACCAAACCAAAUCUGAUGAAGGGGUAUUGAGAGAGCAGCAGCAGUAAUAUUGUAUCCAUUCAUAACUUUCAAUAUUCUGAUUCGCCACCAUUUGGGUGAUAAAAUUGGUUUCAAAUGGAAAUGCAGUAGAAUUAUCAGAAGUCCUGGUAGAGUUACCUUCGGAAUGGUUCCGAAUGCCUGAGGAUGGGAUCUGCCUCUUCAUUUGUGGUAGCUGCUGCAACAAUAGCAGAAGUAUAUUCCAUUGUCAGUCCUGCGAAGGAGUAUGAAAGUAACUCUUAAAUCGACAUUGAAUCAGAGGAUCCUAUAUACUUAAUGAUAGAGCUAAUUAUUCCAGCCAACAAAGUAAACCAUUAGAGAAAACAUUUUCUUUUGUAAAAAGAUCUGAACAGAGGAAAUUUUAGUAUGCACCGGUUUAGAGAUGGCUUUUGUAUGCCUUUCUGGAGGACAUUAGGGGUAGCUUAUCUGUUUGUUUUCUGUUUCUUUUGUGUUUUUGCUUGUAACACCUAUAGGCUUUGCUUCGGGAACAUUUAUAUUCAUAUUAAGUCGUCUUUUAAAGUCCAUAAA
Messenger RNA from Gossypium arboreum, 2911 nucleotides. Its product is annotated as pentatricopeptide repeat-containing protein At2g38420, mitochondrial. Bases 295 to 1731 code for a protein of 478 amino acids. Lineage: Eukaryota; Viridiplantae; Streptophyta; Magnoliopsida; Malvales; Malvaceae. Gene Ontology annotation, molecular function: protein binding. The record is from RefSeq and is a predicted model, not a curated record. The transcript is spliced from 2 exons.